GUUAUUACAACGAAGAACUGUGUUCCUGUUCUGGUGUUCCUACUCAAAUGUAACAUGACAGCAAUUCACAAGAUGCAGUGCACAAAGGGACAUAGUGACUGUGUCCCAGCCUGGCGACUGCCGCAGUGCUGGCCUCGCUGCUAGUGCUGGCCUCCAGGGCUCUCGCAGACACUCCUGCCAACUGCACGCAGGGCGAUGUCAUCGGAGAGUGGCUGUUCCAGGAAACCGCCCGGAGAUACGACCACACAGCGGAGUGCGACAACAUGACGGCGGCCAGCGUGGAGCGGCUGUACGUGGUGAGGCUGCAGGCGCCUGGCCUGGCCGUGGACGAGUUCGGCAACCGGGGCCGCUGGACCAUGGUGUACAACCAGGGCUUCGAGCUGUCCGUCAACGACCGGUCCUACUUCGCCUUCUCCGCGUUCCAAUACACGGACGAUGACGUAAUCAGCUACUGCGACCGCACGACGCCAGGGUGGGCACAUGACGUCACACUCAGACACUGGUCAUGUUUCACCGCCAAAAAACUGUCCUCCAAUCACACUGCGAAAGUGCACAAGACACCGAAGAUUCAUGGCAGGGACCAGGUGGUGCCGGAGCAGCACCACAGGAGCACCGUGCAGCGAGUGAACUCGGCCCAGUCCUCGUGGACGGCGCAACUCCACGAGCCCGUGCUGGGCCUGACUCGCGGCCAGCUGCUGGCCCGCCGCGGCGGGGAGAGGGCGUGGCUGCCGCACAGACCCGCCCCCGCCCCCGCCUCCAAGGAGCUCAAGAUGGCCGCCGCCAGCCUGCCGCCACGCCUGGACUGGAGGAACAUGAGCGGCGUGAACUUCGUGUCGCCCGUCAAGAACCAGGGAGGCUGCGGCAGCUGCUACGUCUUCUCGGCCACGGGCAUGCUGGAGUCGCGCCUGAGGAUCCGCACCGGCGACACGCAGCAGGCGCUGCUGUCCGAGCAGCAGGUGCUGGCCUGCAGCAGGCUGUCCCAGGGCUGCGAGGGGGGCUUCCCCUACCUCGUGGGCCGCUACGCGCAGGGUCACGGAGUGGUGGAGUCGUCCUGCUAUCCGGCCUACAGUGGCGUCGACACAGAGUGUCGCAACAGCAGCUGCGACCGGCACUUCGCGGCCCGCUACCGCUAUGUUGGAGGCUACUUCGGCGGCUGCAACGAGGAGGGCAUGAUGCUCGCCCUGAUGCGAGGACCCAUCGCCGUCAACUUCCUCUCGUACGACGACCUGGACCACUACAAGAGCGGCGUGUACCACCACACCGGCGCCGAGCAGAUAGACGACACCUUCCCCUACCACGCGGUGGACCACGCGGUGCUGGUGGUGGGCUACGGCACGCACGAGGUCUCGGGCGAGAAGUACUGGAUCGUGAAGAACAGCUGGGGAGAUGCGUGGGGUGACCACGGCUACUUCCUCAUGCGGCGUGGUACCAACGAGUGCGGCAUCGAGAGCCUGGCCUCCGAGGCCGACCCUAUACCCUAGAGCCCGGGGCCUGGAGACCCGUGCUGCACAGCCUGCUGACAUUAACCCCGAGUCCAAAACACCAGCAUCAUCUACGUUCUUGCAACAUCGCAUUUUAUUUCUUGUUGCUGUUGUAAAUGUUAAGCAUUGGUUACUUUAGGUGUGUUACAUAGAUAUAAUUCUUGAAUAAUUUAAUUUUUUAAGGGUAGGUUUAUGCAUUGUAAAAUUGUAUAAUUUUUGUGUGUAUGGGAUGACUGAUGAUGAAAUAUUAAAUGAUGGAUGUUGGCCA
Messenger RNA from Bacillus rossius redtenbacheri, 1749 nucleotides. Its product is annotated as dipeptidyl peptidase 1-like. Bases 264 to 1481 code for a protein of 405 amino acids. Gene Ontology annotation, cellular component: lysosome. The record is from RefSeq and is a predicted model, not a curated record. Lineage: Eukaryota; Metazoa; Arthropoda; Insecta; Phasmatodea; Bacillidae. The transcript is spliced from 10 exons. Gene Ontology annotation, molecular function: cysteine-type endopeptidase activity.